CCGCCAUCUCUCUUGUGAAUAACGAAAAUGACGACCAUCUCCAUGCAAGCUACCUCUCUGGUAACAACAACGAAGAUUAGUUUCCGAAAGCCAACGUUGGUUACAAAUCAUGGAAGGAAUAAUCUCUCUUUCAACCUAAGCCGCACUCGCCUCUCAAUCUCUUGCGCGGCCAAACAAGAGACGGUAGAGAAAGUAUCUGAGAUAGUCAAGAAGCAACUAUCACUUAAAGACGAUCAAAAAGUCGUUGCAGAAACCAAGUUUGUCGAUCUUGGAGCAGAUUCUCUCGACACGGUUGAGAUAGUGAUGGGUUUGGAGGAAGAGUUUGGUAUCCAAAUGGCAGAAGAGAAAGCUCAGAAGAUUGCAACAGUUGAGCAAGCUGCUGAACUCAUUGAAGAGCUCAUGCAAGCCAAUAAGUAA
This is a messenger RNA of Eruca vesicaria subsp. sativa (arugula), 417 nucleotides long. NCBI's taxonomy places the organism in Eukaryota, Viridiplantae, Streptophyta, Magnoliopsida, Brassicales, Brassicaceae. The record is from the annotation of a GenBank genome assembly.